CCUCCCCGCCCUAGCACUCCCUCUCUCUUCUCCACUAUGGACAGAGCCUUCACAGAGCAGCUGUCUGCCCGUCACAGACCCAGCUGACAUGGGGACUGUGGGAGCAACGCAGCUGUGCUGGGCGAUCCUCAGUUUCCUCCUACUCCAAGGCCACAACUCCCAGUCCACAAUACAGCCCUCUGGCACUCCAGGAGCCUUCAGUUUAAGUCUGAUCACAGAGCCAACUUCUCCCAACACAGGAGACAGCCCUUCCUCAGAACCAGGUGCUCCAGAGAAGGCCUCACAGGUCCCCAAAGUAUCCAAUAAUCCUGUGACACCAAGGUCACGUACCAUGGAUGGUCACACCCUGUCCUUUCUGGGCCUGAGUCAGUCCCAGCCACAACAGCACACGCCAGGACUUGACACCUCUCAAAAUGCUACUCCCAAACCAGCCACCAUCAGCCUGAGGACACAAGAAGUCUCGACCAUCCUGCCCAGCCCUACAUCAGAGACGGUGCUCACUGUGGCUGCAUUUGGUGUUAUCAGCUUCAUUGUCAUCCUGGUGGUUGUGGUGAUCAUCCUUGUCAGUGUGGUCAGUCUAAAGUUUAAGUGCCAGAAGAACAAGGAAUCUGAAGGUACAUGCCUGACCCUCGGGGCUCCCCUUUGCCCCUCUUUGCUGAGGGACCCAGAGCCAAAUUCUAGGGCUAACACUCAGCUUGGAGCUGAGGGAAGGAAUGGCACAUCAGCACCACUAGAUGAAAUGGGAGGGUCCACUUGGGUGAGUUUUGAGGGGCAGGUUGGGCUUCUUCUGAGUUAUAGCNCAGAGAAAUAUACUGGUGACAAAAAGUUCUGGUAG
This is a messenger RNA of Hipposideros armiger (great roundleaf bat), 835 nucleotides long. It is a transcript of the gene ECSCR, whose product is annotated as endothelial cell surface expressed chemotaxis and apoptosis regulator. NCBI's taxonomy places the organism in Eukaryota, Metazoa, Chordata, Mammalia, Chiroptera, Hipposideridae. The coding region runs from base 89 to 835 and encodes 248 amino acids. Gene Ontology annotation, biological process: positive regulation of endothelial cell apoptotic process; negative regulation of angiogenesis; positive regulation of proteasomal protein catabolic process. The record is from RefSeq and is a predicted model, not a curated record. The transcript is spliced from 7 exons. Gene Ontology annotation, cellular component: cytosol; plasma membrane.